Messenger RNA from Camellia sinensis, 700 nucleotides. RefSeq names its product complex 1 protein, LYR family protein. NCBI's taxonomy places the organism in Eukaryota, Viridiplantae, Streptophyta, Magnoliopsida, Ericales, Theaceae. The record is from RefSeq and is a predicted model, not a curated record.
AUGACGUAUGACGUAGAUUAUGACUGCAUUUUGAAGCGAAGUCCAAAUUUCUCAGAUUUGAAAAGCAAAAUCGCGAAAGAGUGGAUUAAGCAGCGCAGUCCGGUGAGGGAAUUGUUGUUGAUCGAUGCUUGGAAGAGAAAUGCAAAAGGCGUUGAGAGCCUACGGGGCAGUGCUGAGGCUGGUGAAGCGACUCCCUAAGGACACAAGGCCUUACUACGCCAAGUACGCCCGAGAGAACUUCGUCAACUACCGAGACUUCGACACCUCUGACCCCAAUUCUCUCCAAGAACUCUUCAACAGGACUUACACUCAUUCCCUCUGGGUCCUCCACAAGUAUUCUGUAGAUGAAGCGGCGGCGGACAAGCUGAAGGAGAUAUGUUGCGGUUGAUUAUUGCGCGUGCCCACCAAAUGUUUGGUGUUAUUCCUCAAAGAGGCUAGUUCUGAAUUUCUCAUCUUUUUUUUUCUUCUUCUUGUUUCUGCAAUUUUGAUCUUGAUGAAUUGGCCUGCGGCACGUACUUUGCGUAUUGGGUAGUGUUUGUUUUUGUUUUGUUUUUUUAUAGGUUUAUACUUUUGAAACGGCUCCCAAAUACCCAACAAUGUAGCUAAUAGAGUCCGUUGAUGUUCUUGGGGAUAAUUUGCCUUUAUUUACAUUGAAUGUGUUUUUGUUUGCCUUGAUUUCUAUGUUUUUGUUCCACAAUUA